AUGGGCUAAGUUUGUAAUAAGUUUAUGGAAUGCUUUGGUACAACCCAAAAAGAGCAAAUAAGCAAUCAUCGAGGUCAUGCACAUUAUCAUCGCUAUAAUGAUUAAGAAGAAGAAGAUGGAUCUGCAAUUAAUAAUGAUGCAAUUGGUAGUAAGAAAUCAAAGAAGGUGUUUUAUUCUCAAAAUUAAAAUUAGCAAUCUGGCUCUAAUAAUAAGGUAUAAAAAUAAAAGAAUCUUUAAAAUGGUAAUUAGGAGAAACUUGGUGUUGACUAGAAUAACAAUCAAUAAUAUUUAGAUGAGGAUGAAGAAGAUUCUAAAUAGAGAGCAAUUAAAAAAAAUGAAAGUUCAAAAUAUUUACUAAAGCACAGCAAUUUAAGUGCUAUUAUAGAGGAGGACGAACAUAAAGAUUCGUUUAGGUAAUAGAGCAGAAAGCUUUCUAGGGAAGCUAAAAAAAAUUAUUAUAAAGAGACUUAUGACAGCGAUAAAAACUGCAUAUUGAUUUUGUAAAAUACAGAAUCUAAUCAUAGCCUAGCAAGAUUUGAAGAGAAUAGCUUUAGUCUGAUUCAUGAUAUUUAAUUUGGCGAGGAUAUAGCUAAGUUUUUACCUGAUUAUGAAAAACUAACAGCAAAAGCGAUGGAAAAUUUAACAAAUAUACUCAAUAAAGAUUACUAGGAAGAAGGUUACACUCUCGAGAACAAUAAAAGCGAAACAGAUGAUUCUGGGUUUUAUUCGCAAGUUUAUCUUAAGCCAACAGAAGAUGGCAAAUAUAAAUAUUUUAAAAUCAGAACUGAGUAUAAUCUUUAUAACUGCACAGCAAGGGAAUAUCUAUAAUUUACAACUGAUCCUAUUAGAAGUAUGUAAAACAAUCCAAGUAUUGAUGCAUUUAAUCAUGUUGCAUGUCACGAUGAUUAUCAUAUUAUUUACAUCCUUUAUAAAAAAGUACUAAUUUGCUCACCAAGAGAUUUUAUAUAUCUUAAAUACAAUAAACAAAUUGAUAAUAACACUUACAUUUCUGUAUAGUUCUCUUUCGAGACUAGCGAAUUUCCCUAGUAUUAAGGGAAAGAAAGAGGAAUAAUUGUCCUAAGUGGUUCUAUCAUAACUGAAGAACUAGAUAGCAAUGGUAAUAAAUUCAUAAAAUUAUCUAAUUAUGCAGAGUCUAACUUAAAGUUAACUGUUUAGCAUAAACUAAUGAAAACAUCAACUGUAAAAGAAGUAAGUAAAUUUAUAAAUAAAAUGUAAGAAUUAUUUUUAAAGCAAUCCACAUCAUAAUUGCCAAAAAUGUGA
Molecule: messenger RNA, 1281 nt
Organism: Tetrahymena thermophila SB210
Lineage: Eukaryota; Ciliophora; Oligohymenophorea; Hymenostomatida; Tetrahymenidae
Exons: 1
Molecular function (GO): lipid binding
Source: RefSeq, a predicted model, not a curated record